Messenger RNA from Nakaseomyces glabratus, 789 nucleotides. RefSeq lists its product as uncharacterized. NCBI's taxonomy places the organism in Eukaryota, Fungi, Ascomycota, Saccharomycetes, Saccharomycetales, Saccharomycetaceae. Gene Ontology annotation, cellular component: membrane. Gene Ontology annotation, molecular function: FMN binding; NAD(P)H dehydrogenase (quinone) activity. The record is from RefSeq and is a predicted model, not a curated record.
AUGGUUAAGGUAGCAAUUAUUACGUACUCCUGCUAUGGUCAUAUAACUACCAUUGCAAGGGAGAUUAAAAAAGGUGUUGAGGCAGCUGGUGGUGAAGUAACUUUGUUCAGAGUUCCUGAGACACUUCCCGAUGAUGUUCUGGAGCAAAUGAACGCUGCUGAAAAGCCAGAGGACUUCCUAAUUGCUAAUGGCGAAACUCUUACCGAUUAUGAUGCUUUCUUGUUUGGUGUACCCACUCGUUUUGGUAAUGUUCCAUCCCAAUGGGCCGAAUUUUGGGAUAAAACAGGCGCUAUCUGGGUUCAAGGCUCCCUAUGGGGCAAACCAGCAGGUGUAUUUGUCAGCACUGGUACCUAUGGUGGUGGCCAAGAAGCCACAGUCAAGACUUGUAUGAACUACCUUGUCCACCACGGUAUGGUAUUUGUUCCAUUGGGCUACAAAUACACAUUUGCAGAAUUGUCGAAUGUGGAGGACAUCCACGGCGGUAGUCCUUGGGGUGCUGGUACCUUGGCUGGUGCUGACGGUUCAAGACAGCCUUCCUCUCUUGAACUCAGAAUGGCAAAGACACAAGGUAAAACCUUUUAUGAAACUGCCUCUAAGCUAUGCGACAAAAAGCCCUCUACUAAAUCUAGCAAAAAUAUGGACAGUAAGCCAUCCGCCAAGCAAAAUACAUCCGCUACUGGCAAGGCAGAAGUAAAGACCUCUGGAACAACAACUCAACAGAAACCUACAGAAACACGUCCAAAAGAAAAGACCAAAUUCAAUCCAAGUAAAAAUUGUGUUAUUAUGUAG